AUGGCCCAGGACCAGUCUUAUGCCUUCCCGUCGACCCUCAGAGCAGUUCAUGUCCCGGGUUACCUGAACUCAGGAGUGGACUUACUCUUGAGACAGAGUUUGGAGGCUGGAGAAUGGCGAUUGCACCCUCAGGUGAGCAACAUAUACGGACUAUGCAAGGCAGACGAGCAGGAGUUACUGCCAGCGACUCUGAAGGGGAAAGUGGUGUGCUUCAGAUAUCAGGACCUGCAGAAGAAGAUCAGACCUGUGGCCAGAGAGAUUCAGUUCACAUAUAUACCUGGCUUCCAUCCUGUUGACAGAAAGCUGUCUGAACCUGGAGCUCCAGUUCACACCGUUCCAGCUUUAUCACAUAGAGGUGCAUUGUGGAGAUCCAGUGAGACUGUGUUUCUUCUCAGUGGGCAUGAUCAGCGCAUACAACUUUACAAAGAGAAUGCGUCUCUGCACCAGUUUGAGGAACAGCCAGUAGAAAGACUCUUUCCUGAGCUGCAGGAGCUGCCAAGCAAUGUGUUAUGGUUAAACGUCUUAAGCAUUGAACAAAAUCGGCGACUCACAGCGUUUGGAUGUCAGAAUGGUUCUGUGGGACUUUCUCUUGUCAACCAAAAGGGACCUGAGAUUCUCCAAAACUGGCGUGUGAAGCAUGAAAGUCCCAUCUGCACUGUGUUGCUGUUCCCUUCGAAACAGCAGCACCAGAGCACUGACACAAACAGCAGUCAAAGGGAAUCAUUUCACCUGUUGGUAACCAGUGCAAUAGAAAUGGCUGUUGUUUACAGGGAUGUGGAGAGGUAUGGACUGAGCAGACAGCUGUGCUUGGCAGAAAGUGACCAGUGCGAUGCAGUUCUCUGUGCUCUUGUUGUUGAUCUGGACUUUGAUGGACAACAUGAGUUGUUGCUGGGAACAUAUGGAUAGGACCUACUGUGCUACAAAUUUCACCAACCAAUGGGAGCUUUUGAAGAUAAGUUACAGUUGCUGUGGAGAUGGAGUUUUAAAAGUCCCCUGCUGUCACUGAUUUAUCUUGACCUGGAUGGUGACGGACUGAGAGAGCUAGCCAUUCUUACCUUAAAAGGCCUGCAUAGCUGAUUCUUCAAGCACAG
Molecule: messenger RNA, 1091 nt
Organism: Sinocyclocheilus anshuiensis
Lineage: Eukaryota; Metazoa; Chordata; Actinopteri; Cypriniformes; Cyprinidae
Product: kaptin-like
Exons: 11
Coding region: 1-906 (301 amino acids)
Biological process (GO): actin filament organization; negative regulation of TORC1 signaling; cellular response to amino acid starvation
Cellular component (GO): actin cytoskeleton; KICSTOR complex; lamellipodium
Molecular function (GO): actin filament binding
Source: RefSeq, a predicted model, not a curated record